Molecule: messenger RNA, 1843 nt
Organism: Humulus lupulus (European hop)
Lineage: Eukaryota; Viridiplantae; Streptophyta; Magnoliopsida; Rosales; Cannabaceae
Product: protein BRI1-5 ENHANCED 1
Exons: 5
Coding region: 643-1677 (344 amino acids)
Molecular function (GO): oxidoreductase activity, acting on the CH-OH group of donors, NAD or NADP as acceptor
Source: RefSeq, a predicted model, not a curated record
AUGAUUUAGAUCGAUCAUAAUGGCGCAUAGUAUUAUUAGGAUCACAUGGAUAUAUGUAUAUAGCAUACACAUAGACUCGUACACCCCCAAUUUCAAUCGAAGACACUACUUUGGGAAUUAGGAAUAUAAUUGAUAAACUAAAGUCUUUAACCAAAAUAAUUGACAACCCACCUUAUAUUUAUAUAUGUGUAUAUAUAUGUAGCUUCCCCUCAUGUAAUUAUUUGACCCAACAAAAAACGUUUUUUUUUCUUUUUAAUUAAAUACUUCUGGGACAGUUUCGUGAGGCUCUCAAGCGUAUUUCUGCGUGUUUUUAUUUCAGAUUGUCCCUCUUUUUUUUUUUCUUUUUUUUUUGUAAUUCCUACAAUGUUUUGGCUAUGUAUUCGUUUAUUAUGACUUUAUACGCCUUAAUUUGUGGCUGUAAAGGAUCUUACUCAUUCAGAACUAUAAAAAUAUAUAUUAAUUCAAAUUUAUGAAUGAUUAUACCUUGUCUUUUUAUUUUGGAGGUUUCUAGACUUGUUUUUACACAAAUAAAGUAAAAUUAAAAACGAAAGAAAGAAGCUGCACAUGUAAUAAUACAGGAAAUCAGGUAUACAGCUUGAGUUGAAUCCGAAGUAUUUCAGAUUUUAAACAGCAAAAUCAGAUAUGGAAGAAGAAGAAGAAGAAGGUAGAGGUACAUGUUGUGUAACUGGUGGAACUGGCUAUGUGGCUUCGUGGCUCAUAAUGAGACUUCUUCAACAUGGUUAUUCUAUAAGAGCUACCGUUAGAUCUCACUCAUCAUCAGAUAACCAAAGAGAUAUAAGCUACCUCACAAGCCUACCAGGAGCAAAAGAGAGACUGGAAAUUAUGGAAGCAGAUCUGGACCGUCCAGAGAGUUUCAACAGAGCAAUCCAAGGGUGCGUAGGAGUCUUUCAUUUAGCCCAUCCCAUGAACGUGGACGGAAAGGAGACGGAGGAAAUAGUUACCAGAAGAGCCGUGGAAGGGACACUUGGCAUCCUCAAGGCUUGCCUCGCCAACUCGGACACCAUAAAACGCGUCGUUUACACUUCCAGUGCCGUAACGGUUUUGUUCAACGACAACGGAGCUAGCAGCCUAAACGACGAAACGACAUGGAGCGAUCUUGAGGUUUGUCGUCGUAGGAGCAAUAAUGAUAGAGUAAGCUCUUCUUAUUUGGUAUCCAAGACUGUAGUGGAGAGAACCGCCCUAGAGUUUGCGGAGAAGCAUGGACUAGAUCUCGUUACUUUGGUUAUUCCCUUGGUGGUUGGACCUUUUAUUUGUCCCAAGAUACCUUCCUCCGUUUACAUUUCACUCGCCAUGAUUUUUGGUGACCAUGAUAUAUAUAAACAUUUUGUUAAGUUUGAUAUGGUACACAUAGAUGACGUGGCAAGUGCCCAUAUCUUUUUUAUGGAGGAACAUUGUACUGAUAAUGAUGCGAAAGCAAGGAGGUACAUUUGUUCUUCAGCGGAUACAACUGUUCACGAAUUAUUUCAUUCUCUCUCAACAAGAUACCCAGAAUUUCAUAUAUCAUUACUAGAUGAUUUAAAAGAAAUUAAGAUUGAUAAGAAAUAUUCUAGUCUGUCCUCAGUGAAGCUCUUGAAAACUGGGUUCAAGUUCAAAUUCGGCCUCGAUGAAAUGCUUGCGGGUGCUAUUCAAAGCUGCAAAGACAAGGGUUUUCUUUAAAUAAAAUAUGUAAAAAGAUUAUUAUUUUUUUCUUUUCCUUCAACGUGCUUGUCAAUUAGUGUAAAAAUUAUAUUAGUUUAUUAGCUGUUUUUUUUCCUUAUGUUUACACGUUGACAUUCGUCUCAUUUUAAUAUAUAUUUUUUCAAUUGUUAUCUUGGUGACAGAA